GUGUGUGUGUGUGUGUGUGUGUGUGUGUGUGCGCGCGUGCGUGUUGUUUCCAGAGGUGUGAACACGCAGGAGCUGGACACUCCAGCUAUCGAGAAACGAUUUGCCUACACCUUCCUCCAGCAGCUCAUCACAUACGUAGACCAGGCACACCAACACAUGAUGGAGUUUGAUCUGGGAACAAGACCGAAGGGGGAGAAGAUUCCUCAUGAACAACAGAUUAAGUUCUUUGGAAAGGUCGUCUUGCCAUUGGUAGAUCAGUACUUUAAAAACCACCGGCUGUACUUCCUGUCCACAGCCAUUCAUCCAAUCAGCAGCGGAGGCCAUGCCUCCAACAAGGAGAAGGAGAUGGUGACCAGUCUUUUCUGCAAACUGGGAGUUCUUGUCAGACAUAGGAUAUCCUUAUUUGGUAACAAUGCCACAUCCAUAGUCAACUGUCUGCAGAUAUUGGGACAAAGCCUGGAUGCCAGGACGGUGAUGAAGACUGGUCUGGAGUCAGUGAAGGCAGCACUGCGGUUGUUCUUUGACAGUGCAGCAGAAGAUCUGGAGAAGACGCAGGAGAACCUGAAGCUCGGCCAGUUCACCCACAGCAGAGAGCAGCCGCGAGGGGUCACCCAGAUCAUCAACUACACCACCUUCGCCCUGCUGCCCAUCCUCUCCUCCCUGUUUGAACACAUCGGACAGAACUUGUUCGGAGAAGACCUCAUAUUGGAUGAUGUCCAGGUUUCCUGCUACAGAAUCCUCAACAGCCUCUUCUUUCUGGGAACCAACAAAAGCAUCUAUGUAGAGAGACAGCGUCCAGCAUUAGGAAAGUGUUUAGCUGCCUUCUCAGCAGCCUUUCCUGUUGCCUUCCUUGAGCCUCACAUCAACAAGUUCAACAGCUUCUCCAUCUACAACAGCAAAGAAGCUCAAGACAGAGCAGCUCUAGGUCUUCCAGGGCAGGUGGGGGAGGUUUGUCCUCUGAUCCCAAACUUAGAGAAGUGUCUGGAGGAGAUCAUGGAGUUGGCAGAGUCUGGCAUGAGAUACACUCAGAUGCCCCAUGUCAUGGAGGUGGUGUUGCCGAUGCUGUGCAGCUACAUGUCUCACUGGUGGGAACAUGGACCAGAGAGCAACCAGGACAAGGCCGACAGCUGCUGCACCUCUGUGACUUCUGAGCACAUGAACACUCUGCUGGGAAACAUUCUCAAGAUCAUCUACAACAACCUGGGAAUAGAUGAAGGGGCCUGGAUGAAAAGACUAGCUGUCUUCUCUCAGCCAAUCAUCAGCAAGGCCAAAACCCAGCUGCUCAAGACCCACUUCCUGCCUUUGAUGGAGAAACUCAAAAAAAAGGCAGCAGUUGUGCUGAUGGAUGAGGAACACAGCAAGGCAGAGGGGAGGGGAGAGAUGUCAGAGACGGAGCUUCUCAUCAUGGACCAGUUCACCAUACUGGUCCGAGACCUGUAUGCCUUCUACCCUCUCCUCAUACGAUUUGUUGACUACAACAGGGCCAGAUGGCUGAAAGAGUCCAACCCAGGGGCUGAAGAGCUGUUCCGCAUGGUGGCAGAGGUUUUCAUCUUCUGGGCCAAGUCUCAUAACUUCAAGAGAGAAGAGCAGAACUUUGUGGUCCAGAAUGAAAUCAACAACAUGUCCUUCCUCAUCACUGACACCAAGUGUAAGAUGUCAAAGGGUAUAGUUUCAGACCAGGAGAGGAAGAAGAUGAAGAGGAAGGGAGAUCGAUACACGAUGCAAACGAGUCUUAUCGUUGCUACCCUGAAGCGCCUGCUUCCUGUUGGACUCAACAUCUGUGCCCCCGGAGAACAAGAGCUCAUUGCACUGGCGAAGAACCGCUUCACCCAGAAAGAUACAGAGGGUGAGGUUCGAGAGGUCAUCAGGAACAAUCUCCAUUUACAAGGAAAGCUGGAGGACCCAGCUAUUCGUUGGCAGAUGGCUCUAUACAGAGACCUCCCUAAUCACUACGAGGACACCUCGGACCCAGAGAAGACUGUGGAGAGAGUCCUGGAGAUCGCUCAUGUCCUCUUCCACUUAGACCAGGUUGAACAUCCUCAGCGCAGCAAGAAGGCCGUGUGGCACAAGCUGCUGUCCAAACAGAGGAAGAGAGCAGUGGUUGCUUGCUUCAGGAUGGCACCGCUCUAUAACUUGCCCAGGCACCGGGCUGUCAACUUGUUCCUGCAGGGCUACGAGAAGUCCUGGAUCGAGGCAGAGGAACACUACUUUGAAGAUAAACUCAUAGAGGACCUCGCUAAACCAGGUGACAAAGAGCCAUUGGAGGAAGAGGAGGGGGUGAAACACAUCGAUCCACUUCAUCAGCUCAUUCAACUGUUCAGCAGAACAGCCCUCACAGAGAAGUGUAAACUGGAUGAGGAUAUUCUCUACAUGGCUUAUGCUGACAUCAUGGCUAAGAGUUGCCAUGAUGAAGAAGAUGAGGAUGGAGAGGAAGUAAAGAGUUUUGAGGAGAAGGAGAUGGAGAAGCAGAAGCUGUUGUACCAGCAGGCUCGGCUGCAUGACCGCGGAGCUGCUGAGAUGGUGCUGCAAACCAUCAGUGCUAGCAAAGGUGAGAUGGGUCCCAUGGUGGCCUCUACUCUGAAGCUGGGCAUAGCUAUUCUCAAUGGAGGAAACUCUACUGUACAGCAGAAAAUGUUGGAUUAUCUGAAAGACAAAAAGGACGUGGGCUUUUUUCAGAGUCUGGCUGGUCUGAUGCAGUCAUGCAGUGUUCUGGAUCUAAAUGCAUUUGAGAGGCAGAACAAAGCUGAAGGACUGGGAAUGGUGACAGAGGAGGGAUCAGUCAUCACUCAUGAGCGUGGUAAUUAUGCCUUCUGCCAUUUCCUUGUGUGUUGGUUGGUCUCUCUCUCUCUCUCUCUCUUUCACUACAGUCG
Molecule: messenger RNA, 2870 nt
Organism: Anarrhichthys ocellatus (wolf-eel)
Lineage: Eukaryota; Metazoa; Chordata; Actinopteri; Perciformes; Anarhichadidae
Product: ryanodine receptor 2-like
Exons: 27
Biological process (GO): striated muscle contraction; release of sequestered calcium ion into cytosol by sarcoplasmic reticulum
Cellular component (GO): calcium channel complex; smooth endoplasmic reticulum; sarcolemma
Molecular function (GO): ryanodine-sensitive calcium-release channel activity
Source: RefSeq, a predicted model, not a curated record